Molecule: messenger RNA, 1824 nt
Organism: Adineta steineri
Lineage: Eukaryota; Metazoa; Rotifera; Eurotatoria; Adinetida; Adinetidae
Source: the annotation of a GenBank genome assembly
AUGUCAAUACCUAUGAACGAAAUAUCUUCACCUGUCGAAAGAACAACCAACUCAGUAGGAACUGUAUCGGACACAAAGAUUCGUCGAUUUUUUGUUAAUCGCUUCCAAAUUAUUAAAAAUGAAUUGAAACAAAUAUUGACAUUUCAUCCACAAGAAUGGAUUAAUGCAUUUCGAUUCAAUUCAUUAUAUCCAUUAUUUGUACGAGGUGAUAUUGAUGGUUUCAUAGCAUUAUUUAUUAAUACGUUAGCAACAUUACUAGCAGUUAUAUUAAGUUUACAACCAAUAUUAGGGAAUGAGAUUGUCUAUGAAAAGAUUAUACCUGGAGUUGGAUUAUCCAUGUUUUGGGGUAAUUUAUAUUAUGCUUAUAUGGCACGGAAGCUUGCAUUCAAAGAAAAACGUGGUGAUGUAUGUGCUAUGCCAUUUGGCAUGAAUACUCCAGGUGCAUUUGCUUUUAUCUAUGUUAUUAUUCUACCUACCUAUUAUGGAUGCAUAUCAUCUCAUGAAAAAGUCUAUUGCCAAGAAUUAGCAUGGCAUGUAGCUUUAGCUAGUAAUUUUAUUACUGGUAUUAUUCUUUUAUUACUGAGUAUAUUCGGUGAAUUUAUUCGACAAAAUACACCCAGUGUUGCUUUACUUUCAUCAAUUUCUGGUCUUGGAUUUGUCUUUCUAGCACUUAAUGAAUAUUUACCAAUAGCAGCAACACCCAUUGUUUCAUAUCUUCCAUUUGCUAUCGUAAUGUUAGGAUAUUUUGGUGAAGUUAAAUAUGGUCCUUUUCCUGUAGCAUUAGUUGCAUUAACUAUCGGUACAGGACUUGGUUGGGCUACUUCACUAAAUCAGGCUUCCGCAGUACGUGAAGCAGUUCAUUUUGUCAAAAUCUAUAAACCAAGUUUUCCAAUCAUAGAAAUCUUUCGUCAUUUCAAUACGAUUAGUAGUUAUCUAUCAACAACAAUACCUACAGCUAUAUCGAUUGCUAUUUCAACGAUUCAAUGUAUUGAAUCAGCUAAACGUUCAGGUGAUUUUUAUCCAACACGAGAGGCGAUGUUUGCCGAUGGAAUGGGAACAAUAAUUGCCAGUUUAUUCGGAUCAAUUUUUGGCAUGACAAUUUAUAUUGGCCAUUCAGCAUUUAAAAAGAUGGGUGCUAAACAAGCUUAUUCAAUUAUACAUGGUCUCGCUUAUUUACCAUUGUGUUUUCUUGGAAUUACUGCUGUAUUGAUUUCAACAAUUGCUAUUGUAUCAAUCAAUCCUAUUAUGGUCUUUAUUGGUUUGAUUAUAUGUAGUGAUACUUUAUCAAUAACUCCUAAACGUCAUUAUCCAGCAUUUCUCCUAGGUAUAAUGUCAAUUGUAGCAGAUUGGGCACAAGGAACAAUUAUUAAUGGUGUCUCGACUGCAUAUUCUAAUUUUACUAUUUCAAAUACUCAUUUUUCACCAAAUGUAACAUCUACUAUAUCAAGUUUUUCCUAUCGUGGUCUUAUUAAUUUUGCUGGUGGUUCACAAUUACAAUGUAUUUUUAUUACUGCUAUUAUGAUGUAUAUGACUGAUCGAAAGUUUAUUCAUGCUGCUAUUUGGUCUUUUCUUGCAGGAAUAUUUUCUCUUUUUGGAUUAAUUAAUUCAACAACUGUUGGUAUUUUAGUGAAAAAGAACGAUGAUGGUUGGCGAUUUGCGAUUAGUUAUAUGUCAAUGGUUAUAUUAUUUGGUUUAUUAGAAUUUGCACAACGAAAAAAAUGGAUUAAAGAACAAGAAACCGAACCUGAUGAUUUAUCAAGUAUAGAAUGGAUUGAAUGGAAAAGACAACAAGAAUUAAAACAAUCAAAUAUAACUAUUUCAUAA